This is a messenger RNA of Anopheles darlingi, 3541 nucleotides long. RefSeq lists its product as uncharacterized. NCBI's taxonomy places the organism in Eukaryota, Metazoa, Arthropoda, Insecta, Diptera, Culicidae. The transcript has 3 exons. The coding region runs from base 1166 to 2317 and encodes 383 amino acids. The record is from RefSeq and is a predicted model, not a curated record.
CGUCUUGUGUUCUCGGCUCUAAUGCCAUUAUAUAGAGACUGCACUAAACGAUGCUUCGAUAAUGAUUGCAGCAUGCCUGCGACAUCACACUGUCAUGUGCUAGCAGUUGAGCAUCGACCACCAACGACGUCAGCGCGCUAAGAUCACGCAAAAUCAGUGUGGCAACAUUAACGCACUCACCGCGAGAGAGAGAGAGAGGUCAUGCGCCGGUAAUAGAUGGAAUGGAAAAGCAUUCAUUACAAGCUUAGCUUUAGAGGUCGAACCCGACGACGGAGUGACCACACGCUUUCGCACAUGCCCCCGAGGUCGCGCACGCAAAAACUGCGGUACAAUCUGUACGUGCGCGUGCACGGAGACCGAUAACUGCAGCUAACUUCCGGCCGAUAACAGAUUUUUGACGAUUGGUGUAUUUUGUGGGGAAUAUUGUGUUCCGCGCAACAUUAUUCGCGACAAGAAGAGGCGCCCAUAGCGCCCAAGAUCAUCAUCAUUAUGGACAGGUAAUUCAUAGGGCACAGGGCAGCUCGGGCACAAGAUAAUAGAGGUCACCUUAUGCUCAACAACCUUGCCCAACAAUUAGACCGAACAGAGCGAGCAAGCGAGCGAGCGAACCGGUGUAAAUAUAGAGAACAAAGACGCUUACAACCGCGAUCAGCGGUGGCGGUGGCCAGCGGACAAUUAGUAGGGGUUGACAGCUGGUGUUCCGCUAGGCAAAAUUUUGCUUCUCGCGUCGUUGCCGGUGCCUGGGUGUGGGAUGGGCGCUUUGUCCACAGCCUUGUCGUGGCGCUUGUUGCCCCCAAGGUUGCACCGCAAGUGAAUCUCCGCAAGUGUCCGCAAGUCCGGUUGGUGGUUGGGUUGUGAAGCAUUGUACGGGAUCGAGGUGUCGCCCAACAUUCCCGAAGCUUCCACCGUGUCGUCUGCCUGCAGCAAGCUGAGCUCCGUUUCGCAACAGAUCAUCAGCUCGGUCAGCUACCUCAAGGAUCUACCGUACGGUACGCUGAAGCUACAGACCGGUGCCAGCGCCCUGUAUGAGUCGGUCACACAGAACUACACGACGCUCGUGGCGAUCGUGCGCACCAUCGACACGGCAACGAAUGCCAACAGUGGCAGCUUGGACAGCAUCUUCACUAACCUGCAAACAUCGUUGGCCACCUUCGGUAAUGCAACAAUGUCGGCUCGGUUCGCCGGUUGGCUACAGCUGCUCAACACCACACCCAGCAGCGUGCCGGACCUCAGCAUCCUACCGGGAACGCUCGCCAACGUGAGCACCUUCUUCGAUAGUGUGCUCGGUCCGAAGAUGAAACAGUUUAGUGCUCCGCGCAUUUCGCAAGCCACGUUCUACAACGGUGUGCCAAAGGAUCAGAUGGUCACCUUUGCCCAAUCGUUGGUCACGUUGGCCCAGAACCAGGAGACGAUCGUGCUACCAUUCAUUAACCGUGUGGUCGGUGCACUCCGGCUCGUCAGCGAGAAGCAAACCGCGUACCUCUCCGCCGUCGACCAGGCAUUCCAGAGUGUGGAUAGCGUGCUUGCCAUAACGUACAACCGAUUCCUGGAGCAAAGCAAAACAUCGCGCCAGACAGCCGGCGAAUCGAUGCCUUCGAUCCGUGCCGCAGUCGAUCAGUUCACGGGACGUAUAGCAGAGUUUAACGAUCUGUACCUGGGUGGUUCGGCCAGUGACUACACCAAGGCAGCUUCCGAUAUGUACCAAGCAUUUCUCUUGAACAACACGGAGCAAACGCAAAUCGUGUCCGAUCGGCUCGAGCGUGUCCAGUACAACUUCAUCGAGAAUCCGUUGGUCAGCAUGAACGUUGCGCUCAACGCUAGCUUCAGCACGCUAACGCUGGUCCUCGAUAAGGUCCUGCCGAAGACGGCCAACAGUAGCAGUGCGUUGCAGUGUGCAACCAAUGCACUGAACGAUUUCGUGACCGCUUUCGGUAACCAUCUGCGCGAUGGUUACGUGGCGUGUGUCUCGAGCAACGAUUACGACUACAAUCUACCGGCGAAUGCGCAGGGCAAGGCGAUGAAGGACAUCCAGAGCGAUAUGCUGCAGUACUUUAACCAGCUGAACGCUGCACUCAGUGGCCUCUCGAAUACGAGCCCUACGAGUGCCAGGAUCCAGGCGGAUACGUUCCUUACUGCGUUCUUCAGCCAGAGCCUGGACGUGAUGACCACCAUCCUGCAGCAGCUCGUGAACGCUUCGACGAAGCUGAACGUCGACUACAACCUGCUGAUCGGUCGAUCGCGCUACUGUCUGGAGCAGAAGGUCGCCGUUUCGGAUCAGACCACUCGCAAUCUUGUCACCGCGAUCGAUGCGUGCUAACCGUGAUCGUGGCGGAAGGGGCGGUUAACGAAGCAUUCCUGCAUUUUAGUGCGUCUUCUUUGACACUUGCGCUAUCGCGGAAGGGUUCCCCGGACGUGAUGUUUACCCCACGAGUUUACUGAGGUCGCAUGAUUCAUCGCGCAUUAUGUCGCCACCCGGGACAUGCGACCACCGGCCCUUCGGAGUGGGGGAGGGGAAUGGGGUAGCACGAUAGUUAAGCAUUCUUUCUUACUGCUUCAAUAAAGCAUUUCUGACGGAGGAGGACGGAUUCCUAUAAACUUGGUUUAAGACUGUUGAGAUCACUCAGUACAAGAAUGUGCGCUGGAAUGUAUGUGCUUUGUGCUUAUCAGCUUUUGACUGUAUCGCGUUCACAGGCCGGGGACGUAAGGGCUUGUUAGAGUAAAGAUAAUAGGAUUCUGUUCGUCCGUGGGAGAGUAAAUCGCAAUAUGGGAUUUGAGUCAUUCAGAUUUAGCAUCCGCUGAUCUCAGUCUGAAGCUUAUCUAUGUCGUUUCCGUUUGAUUUGCAGCACAGUUCUUAACAGUCCUUUGUCUAAAUCUAUUUUGUAUGCUGCGAAUAUCUUGUUGCAUUUUGUUUCUUCUGGAAGAUCCUAUUCUGUCCGAGAGUAAAUCUAUAUAGACACUUCCGAAUAUCUUUCUCCAUUUUAUCCAUCCCGGACUUAAAAAAGGACUCUCUCCUAUGUUUCUUUUUCUAUUGAAGUGGAUAGUUUGCUUCGAGUGUCCCUGGACAUCUGAAAACGUGAACUGACCUUGAGUUCCUCGGAAGCAUACCAUAACCAGGCACGUGCUUGCACUGACUCCAAUAAUUGGCCGCUGGUGGCCGGUCGCUUUGGAAGUUUGAUGACACAUCCGCUCGGAAUGGGCGGAUGAUGCGAUAAGCAAAUCGCGCCACGCUUCCGCCGCCCUGCUACAGAUGAUGAUGAUGCUUGCUGCGUGCGGUGGAUGGCUGUUCCGAUCGCCGUGCGGAACUCAAGACAGCUAGCAAGCAUGCAUAAUACACGCGAUAAGUGACCAGUGUCAUUAUCAGUGGACCAAGUCUAGGCAGCCAACGAGCAGCAGCAGCGUUGCGCUUUGCGAACCUUGACCCUGUCCCUCUGCUCAUCGGCAAUUACCCAUAAUCAUGUAAUAACGGGUUUUUUUUCUCCGAUUGAGUAGGUGGGUGUAAUUUGAUGAAUUGUCUUUCAAAAGUGUGACCUUCUGCGCGCGC